ACUGCCAAACUCCCAUUUUACAUUUUGCAAUGAAUGAUUUUGUAUUCCUUGAAAGCAUUCCUACAAAACCCUAGAUAUCUAUGAUAGAACAUAAAUUUUCUUAACUAGUUUUUGAAAUCAAUCCACUAUAAUCAUUUAAAAAGGUGACCAUAUACGCCAUAGAAAUGCGUAAGAUCGCUUGGGCUUUCUUUUAAAAUGUAAAACUGAAUAUUUUUGAAUCACGCUUAUUUUCACUAGACAUGAUUCUUUGUUCUGAGUCCGCACAGUUUACCUAGUGAACUGAUCUAUCAGAUCUAUCACUGAUCUAUCAGUUCACUAAUAGAGUUAAAGAUCUUGGUGUAGUGGGCUUCUUUCAUGGUAGUAGUUGCGUGCCACCCAGCUUCACAUAUCAGAGUGGCCUGGACUUCUCCAUUAGGUUUGAAAUUAGUUAUCGUUUGUUACUGAAUUCCAUACUCCGACACGAUACCCGGGCCACGCCCACACCGCCAUGGAGGACCGCCGCCAGAGAAUGCGGGCAUAUCGGCGGGCCCGUCGGAAGUUUGCAUGCGUCGUCUACAUGGUGACCAUAGCCUGGAUGGUCCUGGCCCUCUUGCAGUGGCUCCUGGUCAGCCUGAUAUCGGACAUAAGUGUGACCUUUACAGACUUUUACUGGAUUAGCGUGAUCUUCUUCGCGGUGGCCAUGGUAAUGGUCACGCUGUUCAUAUUCUUCGAGAAGAUCCGCUUCAUCAUUGGCCUCAACUGGCUGAUCACCGUGCUUAUAGUGGAGUUUGUGAUAAUUGGUAUUUUCGCUCUGGUGGCAAGAACUCUUUGGCAGGACUUGAUAAUGUGGUUUUUCAUCUGUGUGCUGCUGGUCUUCCUGUUUGUGCUGCUGGGAUCCAUUAUACCCCACGAUCUUACAUUGGACGUUGUAAUACUGUUUGUAAUGGCCUUUAUUUUCCUGAUCGUCACCGUAUUCUUUGUCAUGAUGCACAUUCUGAUCGAUAUGCCGUACUCCUUUGUGGUAUUCCAGAUCUUCAUAAGCAUUAUUGUGCUCUUGUUCGUGAUGUACCAUGCCCAGACGAUCAAUGGUGGACGCUUUGCCGAGAUGCGGCUGAACGAUCACCUGCUGGCCUCGCUCAUCCUCUUCCACGACUUUAUCAUCAUCUUCCUGCUCACCUUCUAUGCACAGAUUAUCUACAAGUUCGCUUCGAAGGCCGCUGUAACCACGAGAUCUCCGUUAGAGGGCAGCUGGUUGCAGACGACACCGACUAAUGGGGAUGAAGUCGUGGAAGACAAUGACGAGGACACCGAUGAAGGACCGACGGCAUUGGGCAGUGAGGGCUCCCCAGGUGUAAAUGCAUCAUAACCCUCCAAAGGGGUCAAUGUAUUCUUCUAGAGGCGAAGCGACUAUUUUCGGAUCGAGCGCAUCAAAUUGCAGGAUGCAGGAUUAUCGACAUGGUUGGGCACUUAGUCGACUUGUAAUUAGUGCCAAUUAAUACCUAAAGGUAUUAAGGAGACAUAUUUGGUAUCCUUAAAACGCGAAAAAGCUGUGACUAUACAACAAAGAAUCCAAAAAUGUGCUUAGAACAGCAUAUAUUGCCCACAAUAAAACAGAUAUUUUUCUUGUGUUUAACUAGAA
Molecule: messenger RNA, 1618 nt
Organism: Drosophila sechellia
Lineage: Eukaryota; Metazoa; Arthropoda; Insecta; Diptera; Drosophilidae
Exons: 5
Coding region: 488-1345 (285 amino acids)
Source: RefSeq, a predicted model, not a curated record